Molecule: messenger RNA, 2963 nt
Organism: Tyto alba (common barn owl)
Lineage: Eukaryota; Metazoa; Chordata; Aves; Strigiformes; Tytonidae
Gene: PGM3
Product: phosphoglucomutase 3
Exons: 13
Coding region: 429-2057 (542 amino acids)
Biological process (GO): carbohydrate metabolic process; UDP-N-acetylglucosamine biosynthetic process; hemopoiesis
Molecular function (GO): magnesium ion binding; phosphoacetylglucosamine mutase activity
Source: RefSeq, a predicted model, not a curated record
GGGGGUGUGUCGUGUGUCCGGCUGGCCCGCCCCGGCGGUGCGGUGAGUCCGUGGGGAGCAGCUUCGCGGAGCCGUGGGCUGAGCAAAACGCCCAGGCGCCGCUGCUGGGGUGCUUCCCUGGGGCUGCGAGGGCUUGAAGAGGGAGGACGGGCUGCUUCCUAACGCAGGAGUUAAUAUAUGGAGACGUGGCUGGCGUUGGAAAGGGCUAGCCCAUUGCCAUAACUUUGUUAGGAUCCCUGGAUCCGGCCGGUUGAGAAUUGUGGCUCUCCUCACCUAAAUCACAUCAUCCCUUCGUCACCUGGUGAAGUCUGGUCGAGUUCUGUUCAUCUAGUGCUGUACUGGGAAUGUCGAGGCUCCUUGAUGGAUUGCUCUGGUAGCCGUCCCCCCUCCCAGUCCCACCAAGGGAUUUGAUGAGAACGGUUUAAGAAAUGGAUCCUGAAGCCCUUAGAAAAUACUCAGCGUUACAUCCUAAACCUGCUGGACUUAUUCUCCAGUAUGGCACCGCUGGAUUUCGCACCAAGGCCGAACAGCUUGAUCACAUCAUGUUCCGCAUGGGCUUGCUGGCAGUUCUCAGGUCCAGAGCCGUGGUAUCUACCAUUGGCGUCAUGGUUACAGCAUCUCACAAUCCUGAAGAAGAUAAUGGCGUAAAGCUGGUUGACCCUCUUGGAGAAAUGCUUCACCCUUCCUGGGAAGAGUAUGCUACACAACUAGCAAAUGCAGAGGAACAAGACUUACCGAGAAUAAUAACUGAGAUCUGCCAAAAAGCAGCAGUGAACCAGCACAAAGAUGCUUCGGUUUUUAUUGGUAGAGACACCAGGCCAAGCAGCAAGAAACUUUCACAGUCAGUAAUAGACGGUAUCUCCGUUCUAGGUGGUCAGUACCACGAUUAUGGUCUGCUGACAACACCACAGCUACAUUACAUGGUCUGCUGUCAAAAUACCCAAGGGCAGUAUGGGAAAGCAACGCUUGAAGGUUAUUAUGAAAAACUAUCCAAAGCUUUUUCGGAACUGAUAAAACAGUCUCCCAGCUCCGGAGAGAGUCAGAGGCACCUGAAGAUUGACUGUGCCAAUGGAAUUGGAGCCCUGAAACUAUCAGAAAUGGAGCCCUACUUACCAGAGGAGGUGCUAAUUCACCUAUAUAAUGAUGGAACCAAGGAGAAACUCAAUCACUUAUGUGGUGCAGAUUUUGUGAAAGUUCACCAGAAACCCCCUAGAGGGCUAGACAUGGAGCCCAAUGAGAGAUGCUGCUCCUUUGAUGGUGAUGCAGAUAGAAUUGUUUAUUACUACAAGGAUGCAACUGGACGUUUUCACCUAAUCGAUGGAGAUAAAAUUGCAACUUUAAUUAGUAUAUUCCUUAAAGAACUUCUUGCCAAGGUGGGACAGACCUUAAGGAUGGCAGUGGUACAAACAGCAUAUGCCAAUGGGAGUUCAACGCGCUACCUUGAGGAAACACUGAAGGUACCUGUGCACUGCGUCAAAACAGGAGUGAAACACUUGCAUCACAAGGCCAAGGAGUUUGAUGUUGGUGUUUAUUUUGAAGCAAACGGACAUGGUACAGUAUUAUUCAGUAAAGCUGCUGAAACUAGAAUAAGACAGCUGGCAAAAGAGGAGAAAGAUGAUGAAAAAAGGAAAGCAGCAAAGAUGCUUGAAAACACGAUUGACCUGGUUAAUCAGACGGUUGGUGACGCUGUCUCAGACAUGCUGGUUAUUGAAGCAAUCCUGGCUUUGAAAGGUCUGAGCGUGCAACAGUGGGAUGCCAUCUACACCGACCUCCCCAAUCGGCUGCUCAAAGUCCAGGUUGCAGACAGGCGAGUUAUUGACACGACGGAUGCAGAAAGGUGUGCAGUUACACCUCCAGGACUACAGGAGAAAAUUGAUGCGCUUGUAAAGAAGUACAAAUUGUCACGAUCAUUUGUCCGCCCGUCAGGAACAGAAGAUGUUGUUAGAAUAUACGCUGAAGCAGACACACAGGAGAACGCAGAUGCCCUCGCCCAUGAAGUAAGCCUGGCUGUUUACCACCUUGCUGGUGGAAAAGGAGCACCACCCCAGCCUCUAUAAGGAAUGAUACAACUGCAGUUAAAAGUUUGUAACUUGACUUAUAUUUUAAUAUUACCUUGUUUACCAUUUGCUAGCGUGGACAUACCCAAACUCCUGAGAGGAACCAAGACUAACCAGAACCGAGCAGAUUAUUGUUCUGCUUAUUCUUUACCUCUUGUAGCAACUUACCUCUUAAUGAGAUGUUCUUGCUGCUGAAUGUUCCCUCCUCCCCCUGCCCCCCCCCAAGGUUGUCAAACUUCUGAAGCUGAAGUGACUUAGAGGCAACUGACUUCUUGACAGUCGGUAGCCUGGUCACAGCCAGAAGGAAUUUUGCCCCUGCCCCCCCAGCUUACUGUCACCUUGUACCUGAAGUCUGACUCCCCCAGCCUCAGUACACUCCCAGUAACUGCAGCACAGCACAGUGCCGCGGAAACAUCCUCCCCACCGCUUCCCCCAGCAACCCCCGUGGCUGUGGGCAAACAGGAUAAGGCAGGGGCUGGCACAGGUCCCCAAAUUCAGGUCACCACAGUUCACAGGGGAAACAAAAUACUGAAAAAGAGCAUUUGCAAAUACUAAUGUAUUAUUGCAAUACUAUCUUCAUUAGAUACUUACAUGAAAUUGAAGUAUUGCUUAGAAACUAAUUAGCAGUAAUAAUAUUUAUAAUCACUUUUAAGAGGGAAGGGACAGAGACAAGUUUGUUUUCUGUGGCCCUUUCUACCCCCCAGCAGUGUGAAGGGGCAGGGCCUAGGGGAUGAAAUGUUUUAAAUACACAAGUGUCCUCUUCCACAUUUUUCAGUUCAGGGUAUCUGUCUCUGACAAAUGUAUUUUUCAUUAUAAUCCUGUAUUAACUCCUGGCAUAAGGGCAUUUUCCAGAUUGCUAAAUCCAAUGGAUAAAAGACAAAAUAAACUGGAAACAAAUUGAAAAAA